GUGAGUUCUCUUGUUUCCUUUUGGUUCAGAGUCACUGGAGGCGCGUUUUCUGAGCUGCGCUCUGUUAUGUCUCGCACUGAAAAGUAGUAUUUCACUCUUUUUCGUUCCAAAAGUAUAAUAAUUUUUCAACAGCGUAAUUUUAAAGCAUGGCUACUAAGAAGAAACGCGCACCUAAUGGUGAAAAUGACAGUUGGGUUGCCAUGGUUGCAGACUCCGUCAUUGACACACAGAACAGCGGUGACCCAACUUUUGUCAGAUUAAAGAAUCCAUCGACAGACACAGCUUCCCUGUACAUGCUGGGUAAAGGUGACCUACAGCUGUAUGAGGUCAAAGCGUUUGAAGAAGAAUUUCACUCUUGGUUUAUUGGUCAGACCGUACAAAGAGAUGGAAAGCUUCUCUUUAUAACGCAGAUGGAUCCACUCUAUCUUAUUUUGCCUUAUUUGGUCAAAUCUGGUAAAGAGGGGAAGUUUCAGCCUGUCAGUCAGCUGCUUAUGGAUGAGGAAUUUCCAGCUUGUUCAAGGCUGCUUAGCUGCACGAGUUCGUCAGCGUCACUGCACCAUGUUACAGAUGAAAAAGAGGUGGGAAGCCUGAAGUUUCAUCGAUACAGCCAAGAGAAGACGAUGAACUGGUUAAAGAAAAAGGUGGACCGGACAGUCGUUGCCCUUAAGAAGAGAAAUAUCUCUGUGGGGGGAGGUGUCAAAUCAUCGACAUACAUCAGAGUGAAGUCUGAGUCACACUGCAGUGAGGAGGAUUACUUGCGCUACGCCCAUGGCCUGAUAUCGGAGUACAUCAGUGACGACCUGAGCAAAGCUCUGCUCACACACCUGCAGUUACCAGAGCUCACCAGCCCAAAGGAGGCGGAGCCCCCUUCAAAGAAGCGGAAAAUUUCCGACCAGCCCGUGGAGGCCGGAGAGGACUACAGCAAAUUCAACAGUGCAGACUUUGCACGGAAACCGCCCAAAAAGAUGACUGCUGCUCAGAAAACCCUGGCCAAGGUGGACAAAUCUGGCAUGAAGCCCAUGUCAUCCUUCUUCAACCCCAAGGUCAAAGCAGAAAAGAAGUGAACAAUGUCGCUGGAUUGUAUUUUAGAUGAGUGCGUAUGUGAUAAUUUUGUAAUAAAGACAACAAAAUAUGUUUCA
This is a messenger RNA of Thalassophryne amazonica, 1139 nucleotides long. It is a transcript of the gene rnaseh2b, whose product is annotated as ribonuclease H2, subunit B. NCBI's taxonomy places the organism in Eukaryota, Metazoa, Chordata, Actinopteri, Batrachoidiformes, Batrachoididae. Bases 147 to 1064 code for a protein of 305 amino acids. Gene Ontology annotation, biological process: RNA catabolic process; ribonucleotide metabolic process. Gene Ontology annotation, cellular component: ribonuclease H2 complex; nucleoplasm. The record is from RefSeq and is a predicted model, not a curated record. The transcript is spliced from 11 exons.